AUGGCCCAGACGGUUAGACUUGCGGACAGGUCCGUUGGAGCCGCUGAUGAGCCGAGAAGCUCCAGUUCUCAAUUAGACCCUUCGUUGCGCCAUUUCGCUGACCCUGCCUUUGACCCGGUCGAAUUCCUGAAUAAUUCCUUGCCCCCGCUGGCGCGGCCCGCUGAUACUACCCGGGAUCCUCGCGCGAUUCCGAUUACUGACCUUUCGUCUCAGACCCAAUCUCUACUUUCGCAAUUAAGCGCCCAAAAUGCGAGACUAUCGAAUACCUUGACACAACUUACAGACGAGAUCCUACGAAGCGGAGGUCGAUUGGCGUACGAGGUGGAAGUGCUGCGGGGGGAGACGGUAGGAUUGUCGGAUACGUUGACGGAUGUCUUACAUGGCGAUAUUCAAAAAUUCGUCCCUGAGGGCAUAUCUGAGCGGCUUAGUGCCGAGGCCCAGGAGGGGCAAGGACCUGAAGAGCCAUCUACCAAUGUAACGACGCAGCCUGGGAGGACGGAGACAGAUCCUGACUAUAUUCGAGACUUGAGAACGCUCAAUCAAGUCAGAUCUAAACUUGAAGAUGUGAUCCACACAUUCGGGGAAGCAAUGGAAUGGCCACUACCUCCAUCCGAAGUGUCCCUCGCGUCCUCAUUUAUCUCUGUGUCCGCUCCUGAACCCGGCCCUGAAAGCCAUAGUCGUGAGGAGAAAGGACGUGAAGUGGCAAACAACUUAAAGAACGAAGUGAUAGAGCUCCUCGACAGCAACGGCGGAGGCGAAGCCGGACUCGAGGCCGCUAAUCGACGCGUUGAAUCUUUGCGCCAGUUGGCCUCCGUGUGGAAAGGCACGAUAGAGGAGAAGGCUCGACUCAAAUUUGUUGAUAGCUUAGCGAAACUGGUGGAAGAACGCCGAAAACUGCUUGAUAGCCAGUCUAGGGCGCGAGAUAGUAGAAAUGCCCGGCAAAGAGCAGACUCGCCCGCAGGACUGGGUAGGCAGUCCUCGGAUUUCAAUAGGGGAGCCAACCCGGAUAGCGGUGGUAUGGGCCUGUUCCGGAAUUUGCAACGUUUACGGGAUGAGAUAUACCUUGAUUAG
Messenger RNA from Uncinocarpus reesii 1704, 1071 nucleotides. RefSeq lists its product as uncharacterized. The coding region runs from base 1 to 1071 and encodes 356 amino acids. NCBI's taxonomy places the organism in Eukaryota, Fungi, Ascomycota, Eurotiomycetes, Onygenales, Onygenaceae. The transcript has a single exon. The record is from RefSeq and is a predicted model, not a curated record.